UUUCCACACUCCGUAAAAAUGAAGCUCAACAUCUGGCAAAAGGCAUUAAAGUUGACCGCUAUUGAUUUUUUCAAAAACACCAGCUUAACUGGAUUUAAACUUUUGUCCUUUCUUGGACACUCAAAGUUUUUGCAGUCCAUUUGGAUUCCUUUUUUACUAACUGGAGUUAUAGCAGGUACCUUCAUCACGGGCCAUUGUUUAUAUUAUUUUCAAUUAAAUCCAACUGUGACGUAUGUGAACUCUUUUCGUCAUCCAGUUUCGGAAGUUCCUUUUCCCGGAGUUUCAAUAUGUAGUGUUAAUAAAAUAAGCAAACGUGCAAUUUUGGAAUAUGCAAGAAAUAUCAGUGAACUACACAAAGAUCUCGAUGAAAAUGUUCUUUUAGAACGAUUUGAACUUUUUGGAGGAUUGUUCGAUAGCUCUGGAUUCGAUAUUGACAAUGCAUACGAUUUACAAGUAUUUCUCGACACCACUCUAUCUAUAAAACCCGGCUUUUUUGAUAUUUAUGAACUACUGAUCAAAUUGGCUCCUAAGUGUGAGGAACUACUUCGAAAAUGUAGCUGGGCUGGAAAAAUCUACCCCUGUGAAGAACUUUUUAGACGUGAAGUGACACCAGAAGGAUUUUGUUGUUUGUUUAACUACAACAGAUUGGGCCGGAAGAUAAAUGAAACAUUCAUAAAAUAUUUAGAUGUUUUUGGAAAAGACAUGGGCCUGAAAGUACUGUUGAACACUUCAUUGGAUGACAAUUUUUACAGUCAACGAAGCACUACUGGAUUUAUUGUUCAAAUAUUUAACAGUAUUUUCUAUCCAGAUAUUUUAACAGGAGAAAUGUCUGAAUUCCCAGUUUCACCAAACACUGAUGUGCUGCUUCCAUUGCAGAUAAAUUUUCAGAUCACUGAUGACGAAGUUAGAAACUAUAAAGUUGGGCAAAGGCGUUGUUAUUUUGCAGACGAAUUGCCAAAAGAAUAUGGCAUGCAAUACAGUCAGCCAGAAUGUCUGUUAAAGUGUAAACUUCAAAACAUUCAAUCUCUUUGUAAUUGUAUUCCGUUUUAUACGCCAAGAGAUUUCAUUGAACCUCCUGUUAGUUACUGCAAUCUAGCAAACUUGGAAUGUUUAAGUAGGUAUAAAGUAACAUGGACAUCUUAUCGACCAAUGGAGGAUUCUGUAGAAUCACAACAGGAAAUGGAAUACGCUCUGACUUGUGGUAGUUGUCAGCCACUAUGCAACAUGCUCGAAUAUGAGUACCAGUUAGAUAAAUCUGAUUUUGAUCCGGAGAAUAUUAUCUUUGAGUUAGACGAUUUCUUACACAAUGAAACUCAGUUAGAAGAUACCAGCCUUUUGCGAAUAUUUCAUGCUACACCUUAUUGUGCCCAGUAUAAGAAACAACUUAUUUAUUCAAAUAAUGGCCUUCUUGCCAAUGUUGGUGGAAUUCUCGGUAUAAGUAUAGGUUGUUCGUUGAUGAGUUUGAUAGAAAUUGCUUACUACACAACAAUUAAGUCUUUUAAAUACUUAAAGAGGUUACGUGAGACCAGAGCCAUUGGCAAAAAUUGAAGUAAUCGUUGGAAAACCUUAAUGUUAACAAAAUUCAAAGGUCAAUACAAUAAUUUAAUACAAAAAUG
Molecule: messenger RNA, 1616 nt
Organism: Eupeodes corollae
Lineage: Eukaryota; Metazoa; Arthropoda; Insecta; Diptera; Syrphidae
Product: pickpocket protein 28-like
Exons: 8
Coding region: 19-1548 (509 amino acids)
Biological process (GO): sodium ion transmembrane transport
Cellular component (GO): membrane
Molecular function (GO): ligand-gated sodium channel activity
Source: RefSeq, a predicted model, not a curated record